AUGCAAAAGGUCAUCCAAAGGACGGCUGCUGCCAGGAAGCAGGCCCAGAAGAAGCUCUUUCGGGCCAGGCAGCAGGAGGAAUUGGUGGAUCGCAAGGACACAAUUCGGACUCGAAAGGAAUACAACCGGGCCAUGAUCGACAACCUCAAGGAAGCUCGAAACGCCCGCUGGGAGGACUGGAAGAAGGGAGAGCUGGCUCCGAAGCGUGAUACGGGACUGGAAGCCACGACCUAUGGUGCCCUUGAUCCUGCCCUGAUGCACCCACCGCGCAUCCCGAAACAUCUCCGCCGAAAGCACAUCCUCUUCGCACCCGGAGACCGAGUCUGCGUUAUUCGCGGUCGGGACCAAGGCAAGAUCGAAGAGAUCACUCAGGUCAACGAGGAAAGCGAGACUCUGCUGAUCAAGAACGUCAAUGAAGCCGAUAUCAAUGUUCCCGAGUGGGCGAAGGCUUCAAUGGGAAUCAAGAGCGAUGUUCUUCUCCAGAACAUGCCGGUGCCAAUGGACGACGUUCGACUGGUCUUCGCGAUGACCGAUGGUAAAGCCACCAAAGACUACAUUGUACAACACGCCCAUGCCGGAAGGCCAUACGUCGAGCGACCUUCCUGGAGCAAAGUGCCCAAAUUCACUCGAUACGUCUCUGGCCUGAACAUUCGAAUUCCUUGGCCUACCGAGGAGGAGCCGCAGUAUGAAGAUGGAGAAUUCGACACAACACGAAUGGAAGUUGAAGGAAGCACCUGGGUGCCUUCGUUGGAUAACCCGCCUUUCCCCUCCACCAUUAUUGACGAACUGCGCAACAAAUACUCUCGAUUCCGAACUCGCCACGACGAGGAAUACGUGCGGGAGAAGGUCAUGGAAGAAUAUCGCCAGGAAUACCUUGCCAGCCAGGCUAUUUUGACACCUACUGGUGAAUUGAAGAAGAUGAAGGUUGAGCAGAGCAUCCAAUCGAGACAGGCUCGAACGGAUGAGAAUGGCAACUUGAUGAUGGACUCGGAGACCGCCAACUUCGUUGAGCGCUUCAUGAGCCAGAAUGCGGCUCCCAAGCCAAGCAAGAAUGCUGGUAAGGCCAAGCAGACCGCUUGA
Molecule: messenger RNA, 1080 nt
Organism: Penicillium subrubescens
Lineage: Eukaryota; Fungi; Ascomycota; Eurotiomycetes; Eurotiales; Aspergillaceae
Product: mitochondrial 54S ribosomal protein uL24m
Exons: 2
Coding region: 1-1080 (359 amino acids)
Biological process (GO): translation
Cellular component (GO): mitochondrion; ribosome
Molecular function (GO): structural constituent of ribosome; RNA binding
Source: RefSeq, a predicted model, not a curated record